GUUGAAGUGUUAUAUUUUGCCAAGAGUGCUGAAAUAGCAGGUGUGCGUUCCGAGACCAUUUCUGUGCCGCAAGAAAUACAGGCAUUGCAGCUGUGGCAGGAGAUAGAAACACGGCAUCCUGGAUUGGCUGAUGUGAGACAUCAGGUGAUAUUCGCUGUUCGUCAAGAAUAUGUCGAGCUUGGAGAUCAACUGCUCCACCUUCAGCCGGGAGAUGAAAUUGCCAUCAUCCCCCCCAUUAGUGGAGGGUAGUGCGUUUGAGCCGUGCAGGAAAGAUAUGGAUGAAGUUGAAGAGAAACCUAAAGAUAUAAUAAAAUUUACGACUGAGAAACUCGCGGUGGAGGAGAUCUCACAGCUGGUGAUUUCUCCACCCUGUGGUGCUGUGUCCCUGUUUGUAGGGACUACAAGAAAUAACUUUGAAGGGAGGAAAGUCCUUAGCCUAGAAUACGAAGCUUAUCUGCCAAUGGCAGAAAAUGAGAUCAGGAAGAUCUGUGGUGAUAUCAGGCAGAGGUGGCCAGUCGCACACAUAGCAGUGUUCCAUCGACUCGGCUUGGUUCCGGUGUCAGAAGCCAGCGUCGUCAUUGCUGUGUCCUCGGCCCACAGGGCUGCGUCACUGGAAGCCGUGAGCUUCGCCAUUGACCAAUUAAAAGCCAAGGUGCCCAUAUGGAAGAAGGAAAUAUAUGAAGAGUCGUCAUCAGCUUGGAAGAGAAACAAAGAAUGCUUUUGGGCAAGCAAGGAUUAAUGAGUUAUAUUUUUCGAGCUCUCAAACUUGGUAAAGUUUGACCA
Messenger RNA from Ochotona princeps (American pika), 783 nucleotides. RefSeq names its product molybdenum cofactor synthesis 2 (gene MOCS2). Bases 170 to 739 code for a protein of 189 amino acids. NCBI's taxonomy places the organism in Eukaryota, Metazoa, Chordata, Mammalia, Lagomorpha, Ochotonidae. The record is from RefSeq and is a predicted model, not a curated record. Gene Ontology annotation, biological process: Mo-molybdopterin cofactor biosynthetic process. Gene Ontology annotation, molecular function: molybdopterin synthase activity. The transcript is spliced from 6 exons. Gene Ontology annotation, cellular component: cytosol.